CGUAAAUAAAGAGGUUUAAAUUCUUUUUGAGAAAUAACUGCAGAAAAAAGCACUUUAUCAUCGGUAACUAGUUGUUAAACUUCUGUUACCUUUCUGGUAUCAAAGGGGGAAACGGGAGAAGAAGCGUGCCUUCACGCGGACAACUAGUUAAUUUGGCGAUUGACAGACAACGGUACGCGCGCUUCUAUCUGUAAUUACUACACUUUGUAAAAAAUACAAGCUAUAUAAACGAAAAGGUAUGAAAGAAAAUUUAAGACAUUUUUUCUCCGACGAAGAGUUAGGCAGGGGGUUUGCGGGAUAUAUUACUGACUUUUUCGUAGAUUAAUAAAAGCGAGUAGCUAGGCCAGAGUAUCCACCGUACAUAAUUUAAUAUCUUUUUUUUUCAAUUUGGUUUAAGAUAAAGUUAUGAAAAUAGACUUAAAGGUUACAUUUAUACACUUUGAUGAAAAAAUUCGGAGAGACGUACGCUAGCUUUAUAUAAAACAAUUGAGAAUAUGGUAAUAACGUGCAGAAAACAUGGAUAGCGGUAUUUGAUAAAGUUUUAAUGCUUACUUUGGAAGCUUUGUGUAAUAUUUCAUUGUAGUUUUCAUACAUAUAUCCCUUAGUUCGGCUUGUAGUGUACAAUUAGAGUCUCGGACUAAGUUCUACUUUAAACAAUGAUAUAUCAUUUUGUGUAAUGAAUUGAGAAAUAUAAAACAAAUGUGGACUAUAAGAUUGGCAGUGUUUAAGGAAGGAAAACUAUGGAGUAAGGAAAAUGAAAAGGUGUUUAGGAAUUUAUACCCAAAUUGGGAUAUCACUAAUUCUGAUAUGUGCAAUAAAUGGAAUAUUGACCAGUGACAAGAACAAUAUACCUCAAGAGUUUGAAAUAGUUUCACCCAAAGUCUUUCAACAUGACAGUGUGGUUAGUUCUGCAUCGCAUCUUUUAUCGCACAUUCGACAACGACGUAGCAUAACGUCUGAAAUAUUCAUCAACAUCAGCACGCAUCAAGACUCGUACCAUAUCAAGCUUACGCCAAAUAAAGACUUGCUAGCUUCAAGCUUCAAAGUCUAUCAUCGUCAUGGUAACUGGAGCGAUGAUGAUGUCACAGGCAGCAAUGAUGACAUCACUGAUGACAUCACCGAUACAGAUUGUUUAUACAAAGGAGAAGUGGUGUCCCAUGACAACGCUCCAGCUGCUUUCUCCAUUUGUAACGGACUUACAGGAGUCCUGAUGUUCCCUCAUGAUGACUUUGUUAUAGAGCCAUUACCAAGUCACCUGUCAUCUUUACAUGAACAUCGUCAUCACCAUGGCAGCGACCUUCGUAGGAGUCAUGGUAACACACAUCAAAAUAGUCAUGGAAACGCACAUCAAACUAGUUCUCACAGUUCCCAUGACAACCAGCAGUAUUUGAACGACCUUGACACCUCAACACAUUUACAAACGCAUGACAAUAUUAGUGUUGCUACUGACAACCAUCACCAUGACAACACAGGAAAUGACCUUAGCAACAAGAAUGACCUUGACACAGAUAGUGUUAAAACUAGCAAUACAAGUAGAUAUUAUAACGAGAAAUCAUUAAAUGAAUCUUAUAGAGUUCUGCAUAAUCAUGAUAAACUUGCAAAUGAGGCAUUAGAAUUAAAAGAAAACGAGAGUAUAGCUAGCCAUGACAACAAGGGUAAAACAAAUGAAGAUGAAAGGCGUCACAAGGGGAAGGAAAGUGCUCAUAUCAUAUAUAGAAGAUCAGCAUUAUUCAAGCAUAUACCUGAUAAUUAUCAAACAUCAAAAGAUUUUAAUAGAUACGCCAAGUCAACGAAAAUGUUUCAUCGUGCACGAAGGAAAAGAUCGUACAGAAGUUCGGAACGUAGAGUAGAAACUUUAGUCGUAGUUGAUCAAGAUAUGUACAGGAAACAUGGACGGGAAAAUAUAACAACCUAUGUCCUUAGUAUAUUUAAUAUUGUAUCCCAGUUAUAUCAAGAUCCUAGUCUAGGAUAUCCAAUUAAGAUAGUUCUUGUAGGCCUGGUGUUCCUAGACGGUAGAGAACCAGGACUACGAAUUACACAUCAUGCUGACAAGACGUUAAACAGUUUCUGUCAGUGGCAGGCGGGGAUCCACAAUGGCCGUAAAAAGCUUCAUGAUCAUGCGGUACUUCUGACGGGCAAGGACAUCUGCUCGUACCAGGAUGCUCCCUGUGAUACUCUUGGUUUUGCACCAAUAGAUGGGAUGUGUAGUGAGUUGAGAAGUUGUAUAGUAAAUGAGGAUACAGGACUCUCCACUGCUUUCACUGUUGCCCAUGAAAUGGGACAUAAUUUUGGAAUGAUGCAUGAUGGGGAUGACAAUGUUUGUAAAGAUGCCACUGGUUAUAUCAUGUCACCUACCCUUUCAGCACAAAGUGGAACGUUCCACUGGUCUCCCUGCAGCAGACAAUAUAUGAGAAAUUAUUUGAAUGCUGUGCAGUCGGAAUGUUUGACGAGUCAUUCAAGCGGAACAGCCGAACUCAAGUUUCCGAACAAGCAGCCCGGGGAGAUAUUCGAUGCUGACACACAGUGUAAAUGGCAGUUUGGCAGCCACUCUAAACAGUGCACCAUUAUAUUUGGACGGGAUCCAUGUAAAAAUCUGUUUUGUCACAAGAGGGCAGGGAUGUGUGAGACGAAGUUUCUACCAGCAGCUGAGGGUACAUCUUGUGGUAAUGGUAGGUGGUGUCAGCAAGGUCAAUGUGUGAGAUAUGGAAAAUCUGGCCCGACCCCUAUAGAUGGAUGGUGGACGGAGUGGGGACAGUGGUCACACUGUUCAAGGUCAUGUGGUGGUGGUAUCAAAACAAGGAAAAGAGAGUGCAACAAUCCAAGACCCCAAUAUGGAGGGAAGAACUGUCAGGGGCCUGACUCUACCCAUAAGAUGUGCAACCUGCAUGAAUGUGAAGGAAGGGAGCAGAAUUUCCGUGCAUUACAAUGUGAGCAACUUGUGCAAGAGAAUUUCCGAGGCUGGAGUUACAGGUGGCGAGGACAUAGACAACAAACUGCGAUAGACGCUGAAGAUGAAUGUAAGCUGUAUUGUAAGGCAGAUGGGUACAAUUUUUACUAUGCCAUGCCAAGGGAGGUAACUGAUGGAACUAGGUGUAAUGACUAUACUACAGACAUUUGUGUCCAGGGAAAAUGUCAGCAUGUUGGUUGUGACCUGAUUGUUGGAUCAUCAGCUAGGAAGGACAGAUGUGGUGUUUGUAGGGGAGACAACUCUACUUGUAAAAUAGUGGAAAAUACAUUCACACAACAGCCUAGAAAAAAUGCAUAUAUGGGUGUGGUAUACUUACCCAGAGGGUCAAGUAGUAUUAAGGUAGAAGAGGUGGGUAUUGCCCGUAGCAAUUACCUGGCUUUACGAGACAGGCAUGGAGAAUAUCAUCUGAACGGAAACUGGAAACUUGACCCAGAGGGAGUGUACAGUAUAGCCGGGACCAAGUUUAUUUACCGACGACCUUACAACUUUCCCGAGUCACUAGUCGCUGAUGGACCUAUACAAGAAGAUUUGGUGUUAGAGGUAUUGAUUCAAUCAGAGAACCCUGGCAUUCACUACAGUUUCACCGUGCCUAGAAAUCAGAACUAUAAUCCUCCAUCAUUGUACAACUUUACUUGGAGUGUUGUACUCACUGAGUGCAGUCAACAGUGUGCCGGAGGUGAACAGAUUGUUACGGCUCAUUGCCAUAGAGACAAGGGAGUGGAAGUGGACCCGGCUUAUUGUGCCAGAGAGCAGAAACCAGGAACCGGAACUUAUCCUUGUAAUACUCAACCAUGUAGGCCAAGAUGGUUUGGCGAGCCAUGGAGUAUGUGUCACAAAUCUUGUGGAGGUGGUCAUCAGAAACGUAAAAUAUACUGUCUACAGAAACUAUCUAAGACAGAAGAUAGGAGAGUACCCAGAAAGUACUGUGAUGCUGAACAGAAACCUGUUAGGAAGAGAGAAUGUAACACUCAUGAGUGUUCCCCUGUCUGGUACAAAAGCCCAUGGUCACAGUGUUCAAAGAGCUGUGGUAAAGGGUUAAUGUCAAGGACAGUUGUGUGUAGAAGUAAGACAUUAAAGGGUCAAGUCAUAUAUCCGGCUUCGAUGUACGCUGGUGAUCCGCAGCCGAUCUCACAGAAAGGUUGCAGGCGUAGACGGUGUCCUGACCCAACAGCUAAAUGGGCCAACACUGCAUGGAGCCAGUGCACAAGAACGUGUGAUGUAGGCACGAGAACUCGAGCUGUUAAAUGUAUGAGGAAGACAGAGUCCGGGACUGUAAUAAUUACCAAAGAGAAACGCUGUAAUCACCUAGAUAAACCAGAAAUAACCCUGACAGAGUCUUGUCAGGUUCAGGCGUGUCCAGAGCUACCAGAAUGGUACGCCUCUCCUUGGUCGACUUGUUCAGUGUCGUGUGGACGUGGUCAGCAGACGCGACUGGUUCACUGUAUGCAUCAAAAGUACAGAAAGCUUGCCACUAACUGUGACCAGUCUGUCAAGCCUCUAGCGAAACAGAGCUGCUUUCAGAAAAAAUGUUUGGAUCCAGGUCCUUCGUGUUUUGACGAGUUUUCAUGGUGUCAUCUCGUGCCGAAACACAAAUUAUCUGUAAUCAAUUCUUUCUACGGGACCAAGUUGUUGUCUCUCUUGUCAAACAAAAGAUGA
Molecule: messenger RNA, 4624 nt
Organism: Ruditapes philippinarum (Manila clam)
Lineage: Eukaryota; Metazoa; Mollusca; Bivalvia; Venerida; Veneridae
Product: A disintegrin and metalloproteinase with thrombospondin motifs 18-like
Exons: 24
Coding region: 755-4624 (1289 amino acids)
Biological process (GO): extracellular matrix organization; proteolysis
Cellular component (GO): extracellular matrix
Molecular function (GO): metalloendopeptidase activity
Source: RefSeq, a predicted model, not a curated record